GCGGCGGGACCUGGGGACACGCUGACGCCUCCCAGCGCGGCCGCGGGGCCCGGAGCGGCCGGAACAGCCCGCGCCCUGACCCCGGCCCGGCUCCCGCUCCGGGCUCAGCCGGCGGGCGGGCGAGCGCGGCGCGGCCCGGGCCGGGGGGAUGUCUCGACGGACGCGCGGUGAGGAGCUGGAUGAGCUGCAUUACCAGGACACGGAUUCAGACGUGCCGGAGCAGAGGGACAGCAAGUGUAAGGUCAAAUGGACUCACGAGGAGGAUGAGCAGCUGAGGACUCUGGUGAGGCAGUUCGGACAGCAAGACUGGAAGUUCCUGGCCAGCCACUUUCCUAACCGCACUGACCAGCAGUGCCAGUACCGGUGGCUGAGGGUCUUGAAUCCAGACCUCGUCAAGGGGCCAUGGACCAAAGAGGAAGACCAAAAGGUCAUCGAGCUGGUGAAGAAGUACGGCACGAAGCAGUGGACGCUGAUUGCCAAGCACCUGAAGGGCCGGCUGGGGAAGCAGUGCCGUGAGCGCUGGCACAACCACCUCAACCCUGAGGUGAAGAAGUCCUGCUGGACCGAGGAGGAGGACCGCAUCAUCUGUGAGGCCCACAAGGUGCUGGGCAACCGCUGGGCCGAGAUCGCCAAGAUGCUGCCGGGGCGGACAGACAAUGCUGUGAAGAAUCACUGGAACUCCACCAUCAAGAGGAAGGUGGACACGGGAGGCUUCCUGAGCGAGACCAAGGACUGCAAGCCCCCCGUGUACUUGCUGCUGGAGCUCGAGGACAAGGAUGGCCGUCAGCGUGCCCACCCUGCAGAGGGCCAGGGAGGUCUCGUGGCCGGCUGGCCCCCGGCGCCCCCCGCCAUGAAGGAGGAGGAGAGCAGCGAGGAGGAGGCCGUGGCAGCCGCCCCUUCCAAGGAGCAGGACCCUGUCCCUGCAGAGCUGGACGGAGUGCGAACGCCAGAGCCCUUGGAGGACUCCCCCAAGCGUGACGACCAGGAGGGCUCCCCGCCGGAAAUCAGCCUGCCCUACAAGUGGGUGGUGGAGGCCGCAAACCUCCUCAUCCCUGCCGUGGGGGCCAGCCUCUCUGAAGCCCUGGACUUGAUCGAGUCGGACCCUGACGCUUGGUGUGACCUGAGUAAAUUUGACCUCCCCGAGGAGUCGUCCACAGAGGGCAGCCUCACCACCAGUCCAGUGCAGCCCCAACCGUCACAGCAGCAGCAGGCCCCGCCAGCCCGCCAGCCUGCUGCCCCGGGGCCCAGCGUGACUGAGUACCGCCUGGACGGCCACACCAUCUCGGACCUGAGCCGGAGCAGCCGGGGCGAGCUGAUCCCCAUCUCCCCCAGCACUGAAGUGGGGGGCUCGGGCAUCGGCACGCCGCCCUCGGUGCUCAAGCGGCAGAAGAAGAGGCGUGUCGCCCUGUCCCCCGUCACAGAGAACAGCGCCAGCCUGUCCUUCCUGGACUCCUGCAACAGCCUCACCCCCAAGAGCACACCUGUCAAGACCUUGCCCUUCUCGCCCUCCCAGUUUCUGAACUUCUGGAACAAACAGGACACACUGGAGCUGGAGAGCCCCUCGCUGACAUCCACCCCCGUGUGCAGCCAGAAGGUGGUGGUCACCACGCCCCUGCACCGGGAUAAGACACCCCUGCACCAGAAACACGCCGCGUUUGUAACCCCAGAUCAGAAGUACUCCAUGGACAAUGCUCCCCACACGCCGACCCCCUUCAAGAAUGCCCUGGAGAAGUACGGACCACUAAAGCCCCUGCCCCAGACCCCACACCUGGAGGAGGACCUGAAGGAGGUGCUACGCUCCGAGGCCGGCCUUGAGCUCAUCGUCGAGGACGAAGUGAGGCCGGAGAAGCAGAAGAGGAAGGCUGGGCUGCGGCGGAGCCCCAUCAAGAAGGUCCGCAAGUCUCUGGCCCUUGACAUCGUGGACGAGGAUGUGAAGCUGAUGAUGUCCACACUGCCCAAGGCUCUGUCCUUGCCGACAAAUGUCCCAUCAAGCUCCUCCAGCCUCAUCCUGUCAGGCAUCAAAGAGGACAACAGCCUGCUCAACCAGGGCUUCCUGCAGGCCAAGCCCGAGAAGCCAGUGCCCGCCCUGAAGCCCAGAAGCCACUUUCCAGCACCCGCCCCUAUGACCAGCGCCUGGAAGACGGUGGCCUGCGGGGGGACCAGGGACCAGCUCUUCAUGCAGGAGAAAGCCCGGCAGCUCCUGGGCCGCUUGAAGCCCAGCCACACAUCGCGGACCCUCAUCUUGUCCUGAGGGGCUUGGUGGUCACGAGCCCAUUCUCAUGUUUACAGGGGGCUGGGGGACCGAGGGGGUCAGUGAAUUUGCGACUCACACUCAGGUGACCGCCUGCAGCGAGCCUUCUGCCGCCAGCCCCUCCCCAGACUGCUCAGGUGGAGACAGCAGGGCCACCCCUGCCCUGUCUCCAAGUCCGGCUGCGGGCGGUUCCUGGUGCUAACAGAACAAAGUCCCACCCUGGGCCUGCUCAGUGCUCUCCCCAGUGCCACAGGCAGCCCCAUUAGCUUCUCCCAUGCCUUGGGCAGGCCUGGCCCCAUCUCAGACCCCUGCUUAGGACGGGGGACGUGGCCAGCGUGCUCCUCCCCUCAACCUGUUGG
Molecule: messenger RNA, 2610 nt
Organism: Equus quagga
Lineage: Eukaryota; Metazoa; Chordata; Mammalia; Perissodactyla; Equidae
Gene: MYBL2
Product: MYB proto-oncogene like 2
Exons: 14
Coding region: 149-2251 (700 amino acids)
Biological process (GO): regulation of DNA-templated transcription
Cellular component (GO): nucleus
Molecular function (GO): DNA-binding transcription factor activity, RNA polymerase II-specific; RNA polymerase II cis-regulatory region sequence-specific DNA binding
Source: RefSeq, a predicted model, not a curated record